Messenger RNA from Penicillium antarcticum, 1449 nucleotides. Its product is annotated as CRAL-TRIO domain-containing protein. NCBI's taxonomy places the organism in Eukaryota, Fungi, Ascomycota, Eurotiomycetes, Eurotiales, Aspergillaceae. The record is from RefSeq and is a predicted model, not a curated record. The transcript has 4 exons. Bases 1 to 1449 code for a protein of 482 amino acids.
AUGGCUGCCGAUGGACCGCGUCCUGGGUUCCUUGGGAACAUCAAUCAGGACCAGGAGGCCAAGCUUCAGAAGCUCUGGGCAAUUCUGCUCAAGGCCGGCGAGCCGUCCAUAGGCGAGGAAGCAUCGAACGGUUGUGUGGAGGAGCACGCCAGCCCUGCCCAGCCCCAAAGACGCCAAUCACUUCUUGGCCGCACGCAAAGCAAUGUUUCCGACAAGACGACCGCCGCACCUGCUACGCCUUACCAGCAAAAGAUCUUGAAAUAUCUCAGUGAGAUUGGAGCAGGCGUACCCGAGUGUAAAGCAAUUGAGAAGGCACUCUCCAACAUCACACCCACGGAGCUCCGCCUAGGAGUGCUCGAUACCCUUAAGCAUGAUCAUCCAGAUGCGAUGCUCUUGCGAUUCUUGCGAGCCCGAAAAUGGGAUGUGCCAAAGGCAUUUGCCAUGAUGAUGGACGCAAUUGUAUGGAGGGUGAAGGAAAUGCAUGUGGAUGAGGACGUCAUGGCCAAAGGAGAACUCCAUGCCCUCCGACAGACCCAGAAUACAUCGAGCACGAGUGAUCAGAAAGCUGGAAAGGAUUUCCUGUCACAAAUGCGCAUGGGAAAGAGCUACGUGCAUGGUGUUGACAAGGUCGGCCGCCCGAUUGUGGUGGUGAGAGUUCGCCUGCACAAGCCAGGAGCUCAAACUGAAGAGUCAUUGGAACGCUAUAUUGUGCAUGUUAUUGAGUCAGUACGACUGACCUUGUCUCCCCCAGUCGAAACUGCUGCUGUGUUAUUCGACAUGACCAACUUCGGAUUAUCGAACAUGGAAUACCCACCCGUCAAAUUCAUCCUGAAGUGUUUCGAGGCGAACUACCCCGAAUCCUUGGGCAUCUUGCUCAUUCACAAAGCCCCAUGGGUGUUCUCAGGCAUUUGGAAACUUAUCCGAGGAUGGAUGGACCCCGAGAUUGCCGCCAAAGUUCAAUUCACAAAUAGUGUCGCCGAUCUCGAGAAAUUUAUUCCUCGUGACCAGAUUGUGGAAGAGAUGGGUGGCGACGAGAAAUGGUCAUACGAAUAUGUGGAGCCCAAUGCCCACGAAAAUGAUCGGAUGAAUGAUACUACCACUCGCGAUGCCCUGAAAGCCGAGCGUGAAGCCAUUGGUGAAGAAUUCUUAUCUGCAACCUCUUCAUGGAUCGAUGCCUCCAAGGCAAAGGAUGCCAGUAAAAUUCAAGCCAGUGAAAGUGAGAGGGCUUAUUUGGUAGAGAGAUUGCGAGUCAACCACUGGAAACUUGACCCUUACGUUCGAGCUCGCCUUUCCCUUGACCGGAUGGGAGUUAUCCAGGAGGGUGGAAAGAUUGAUUUCUAUCCGAAAGAUGUUCCUGUCAAAACCCAGGUGCCAGAGACAACGAAGAUAUCGGAGGUGGAACACUUAGAAAGGGUGAAUCGGAGCGCUGCACACACUGCUGUUUCUUAG